This is a messenger RNA of Purpureocillium takamizusanense, 2863 nucleotides long. RefSeq lists its product as uncharacterized. The transcript has 3 exons. Gene Ontology annotation, molecular function: transmembrane transporter activity. The record is from RefSeq and is a predicted model, not a curated record. Bases 1233 to 2744 code for a protein of 503 amino acids. Gene Ontology annotation, biological process: transmembrane transport. NCBI's taxonomy places the organism in Eukaryota, Fungi, Ascomycota, Sordariomycetes, Hypocreales, Ophiocordycipitaceae. Gene Ontology annotation, cellular component: membrane.
GGAAUCUCAAUCCCUCACCACCCAUGUUCUCGACUGCGGUGCAUCGGGACACGAGUUCAGACGACGACCCUGGGGCCUGGGCCGACCGACCGCAUCUGCUUCCAUGUCUCCCCCACGAUCAGGAAGCGGGGCCGCGACACCAUUUGCUCUCCAGCCGGCCAGCCCCCCAUCCAGAAGCAUCAAAGCAAUCAGCGACACACCGGCCGGCAGCCACUGUGGGGUUUAGUGCCAUGGAAACCCCCUCCCCGAACUAAAGAUCAACAUCCCUGGGCCCCCUCUCUGCCUGCCUUGCGGAAGCUGGCACCGCACCGCCGCCUGACAGAUACAGAUACGGCGCAUGGCAGUGGCUGUGGAGUCUGCUCGACGCUACGAGCACCAAAUGCAGCACCUGGUCCACGCUUUCUCCAGACUGACAACUGGGUCAUCAGCCGUUUAAACCGCUCUUUCUCCAGGCAUUCUUCCCCAGAUAACGGACCCAGUGCGGCAAAGAGAUGCCGGAGGGGGAGGAGAGAGCAGCUUCGUAAUGACGAUGGUCGCGCAGAUUGAGGGGCCCCGCCUCCCCGAUAUCGUCGCUGGCUGCGGCUCGCUCGCUCGCUCGCCCGCGCAUUCUGUCUGGCCUGGCCUGGCUUUCGCGACGGCACUACGUAUUGCCACGACUAGCGACCGACCACCAAGGCCAGGGCGCCCGGCGGGCUAGAUCUGCUAUCGGGGGGCUGCCGUCCACCUUGCCCAAAAUGAGCUGCAGUGGCUGACCGCGGAACCAUGGCUGGAGCGAAUAGCGUUCCCCGGAUGGCGGUGCAUGGGGGAACACACACACACACACACGCUCACAGACGCAGCACACGCGCGAUACCAGCACCAACCCAGCCUUGCUCUUGCUAUUCCCCAAGGCCCUGCCCCUUCUCCCCUUCCCGCCGAGCUACCCCAGGGCCGCAGUUCACCGAUGGCUAAAUAAAGGGGAUGCUCGCCGGGGACGUCAUGUCCUGAUAACCACCUUGACCAGAGCUCGCAUAACCCCCAUCCAGUGCUGCUCGCGAGUAUAAACUUGGCCCGUCGCCCAGGCCAUCGCUCACCCUGAGACAUCUGCCUCUCUUGGUUCUGCCCCCCUGUUGCAACGUCCCCUUCAUCCACGUUACACCAGACUCUCUCCUCCGCCCACGGCUCUGCCCCAGAUCGCUCUUGGCACUCACUCGGAGCAUCGCGACAAGAGCUCGGCGUGAACAGAGAGCAUCAUGGCCGCCAACAGGGACGAUGUCGAUGCCGUGGCCAGCGCUCAGGGCAAAGGCGGCGAGGACAUUGACCACAUCGAGAGUGGCCCCAAGGACGGCAUGGUUGCCGACACGGCUCGCGUGCUCGACCCUGUUGCCGAGCGAAAGCUCGCCUUCAAGUUUGACAUUCGUCUGUUGCCUGUCCUGGCCGUCAUGUACCUCUUCAACGCCCUCGACAAGGGCAAUCUCAGCAACGCCCAGACCAACGGCCUCAGCAAGAACCUAAACUUCAAGGACGGCCAGUACAACCUCGUCGUGUCCAUCUUCUUCGUGCCCUUUGUCGUCUUCGCGCCGCCCCUGGCCAUGCUCGGCAAGAAAUACGGCCCCGCGCGCUCGCUCCCGGUCAUGAUGUUCACCUUUGGCACCAUGACGCUGUGCACCGCAGCGACGCAAAACUUUGGUGGCAUCUUCGCCGUCCGCUGGUUCCUCGGCAUGGCCGAGGCCGCCUUCUUCCCCAUGGUCAUCUACUACCUAACCACCUUCUACCGCCGUGGCGAGCUCGCGCGGCGCCUUGCCGUCUUUUACGCCGCGUCCAACAUCGCCAACGCCUUCAGUGGCUUGCUCGCCUUUGGCGUCUUCCACAUUAAGAGCAGCAUGUUUGCCUGGCGCUACCUGUUCCUCAUCGAGGGCUCCGUCACCGUGCUCUUCGCCGUCUUUGCGUUCUGGUACCUGCCCAAGAGCGCCGCCGAGGCCAAGUUCCUCAACGAGGAGGAGCGCGCCCUUGCCUUUCACCGCAUCCAGGUCGAUUCCUCGUCCGUUGUCGCCGAGGAGUUCAACCUGCGCGACUCGCUCAAGGUCUUCACCUACCCAUCGUCGUACGCUUUCCUCGCCAUCGAAGUCUGCCUCGGCGUGCCGCUCCAGUCCGUCGCGCUCUUCUUGCCGCAGAUUAUCCAGCGCCUUCAGUACUCGACGGUCAAGACCAACCUCUACACCGUUGCCCCCAACGUCACCGGCGCAGUCAUGCUCCUCGUGCUCGCCUUUGCGUCCGACCACGUACGCCUUCGUUUCCCCUUCAUCGUCCUGGGCUUCGUCUUCACCCUCACCGGCUUCGUCAUCUACGCCGCCAUCACCGACGUCACCGAGUCGCUGCAGCUCGCCUACUUCGCCACCUUUAUGAUGUGCUGGGGCACGUCGGCGCCGUCGGUGCUCCUCUCGACGUGGUACAACAACAACAUCGCCCACGAGGGCCGCCGCGUCACGCUGACGUCGGUGGGCGUCCCCCUGGCCAACGUCAUGGGCCUCGUCGCGAGCAACAUCUUCCGGGAGCACGACGCCCCCAAGUACCUACCCGCGCUCAUCACGGCCGCCUGCUUCGGCGUGUGCGGCGCCACCAUCGCCUGCCUCUUGGGCGUGUACAUGCUGUUCGACAACAAGCGGCGAGACCGCAAGGCCGGCGUCAAGAUUGACGCGCGGGACAUUCCCACGCAGAGGUUGCGCGACGGGCCGAGCGUGCCUGAGUUUAGGUGGUUCCUGUAGACGGAGGAAAGAUGCUUGUUUUGUACAAAGUGGGAUGGUAGCCCCUGGGCAAGUAGAUGAGCGAUUCUGGAUUUGGUUCAAAUGAAUAGUCAAUUCUGGUUUAGAUCCUGUGAGUGCCC